Molecule: messenger RNA, 1510 nt
Organism: Acomys russatus (golden spiny mouse)
Lineage: Eukaryota; Metazoa; Chordata; Mammalia; Rodentia; Muridae
Product: 40-kDa huntingtin-associated protein-like
Exons: 1
Coding region: 249-1418 (389 amino acids)
Biological process (GO): vesicle cytoskeletal trafficking
Cellular component (GO): early endosome
Molecular function (GO): protein binding
Source: RefSeq, a predicted model, not a curated record
UUUCCAGAGGGACCCACCCAUCUCCCUGACUGGCUUAGGCGUUGGCCUGGGCCCCGCCUCCCGCCGUGCUCUUUGCAUAUCGCCGUGACAACGGCGGGGGUGUACAGAAGAAGCGCUCGGGAUCCUGAGGAGAAGGCGGAAGUGUUGUGAGAUCGCAGCAUAGAUAAAGCACGGGACUUGUGGUUGUCAUAGGUGCGUUUCUCAGCGCUUCUCAACCGGAAGUUAGGAGUCGCAACUGGCCUGUCAACAUGGCGGCAGGCUCAGCGUCUUCCUUGGUUGGCGGGGGAUGGCCAGGCUCUGAGUCUGGGGACUUUUUGGCCCGCUACCGGCAGGUGUCCAACAAGCUGAAGAAGCGCUUCUUGCGGAAGCCUAACGUGGCCGAGGCCGGGGAGCAGUUCGCGCAGCUGGCCCGCGAGCUGCGGGCCCAGGAGUGCCUGCCCUACGCCGCCUGGUGCCAGCUGGCUGUAGCUCGCUGCCAGCAGGCGCUCUUCCAUGGGCCCGGGGAAGCGCUGGCCCUCACCGAGGCCGCCCGGCUCUUCUUGCGGCAGGAGUGCGACGCGCGCCAGCGCCUUGGCUGUCCCGCCGCCUACGGGGAGCCUCUGCAGGCGGCCGCCAGCGCCCUGGGCGCCGCCGUGCGCCUACACCUCGAGCUGGGUCAGCCGGCCGCCGCCGCCGCUCUGUGCCUGGAACUGGCCGCCGCCCUCCGCGCCCUGGGCCAGCCGGCUGCCGCGGCCGGUCACUUUCAGCGCGCUGCGCAGCUGCACCUGCCCCUGAUGCCACUGGCCGCGCUGCAGGCGCUGGGUGACGCCGCCUCCUGCCAGCUUCUGGCGCGCGACUACACCGGCGCCCUGGCGCUCUUUACACGCAUGCAACGCCUGGCCCGGGAGCACGGCGGGCACCCGGUGCAGCACCCCGAGCUGCCCCAGCAGCCUCCGCCGCCGCCGCCGCCUCCGCCGCCUCCAGGGCCCCAGCCCCCCCUGCUAGGACCGCAGCCGCGACCCACCUCCGCCGCGACCCUGCCCCUCCCGCUGCUCCCGGACCACGCCCCAGGCUCUGCCGCGCCCUCUCCUGGCACACUGGGCGCCUUCGCGGAUGUCCUUGUCCGGUGCGAGGUGUCCCGGGUGCUGCUGCUGCUGCUCCUGCAACCGCCGCCGGCCAAACUGCUCCCGGAGCACGCCCAGACCCUGGAGAAGUACUCCUGGGAGGCUUUCGACGGUCACGGCCAGGACAGCGGCGGCCAGCUUCCGGAGGAGCUGUUUUUGCUGUUGCAGUCCCUGGUCAUGGCUGCCCACGAAAAGGACACGGAAGGCAUCAAGAAGCUGCAGGUGGAGAUGUGGCCGCUGCUGAGUGCUGAGCAGAACCACCUCCUCCACCUGGUUCUGCAGGAAACCAUCUCCCCCUCGGGACAGGGGGUCUGAUAAGCCACCUGACCCGAACAGCCUUCCCUCCUGGUAACAGCUUGUUUAAUCUUUGGGGACAGGUGAUGAAAGAUGUGACCUUGCUUCUGUUU